Messenger RNA from Malassezia restricta, 1827 nucleotides. Its product is annotated as serum/glucocorticoid-regulated kinase 2. The transcript has a single exon. The coding region runs from base 1 to 1827 and encodes 608 amino acids. Gene Ontology annotation, biological process: protein phosphorylation. Gene Ontology annotation, molecular function: ATP binding; protein serine/threonine kinase activity. The record is from RefSeq and is a predicted model, not a curated record. NCBI's taxonomy places the organism in Eukaryota, Fungi, Basidiomycota, Malasseziomycetes, Malasseziales, Malasseziaceae.
AUGUCAUGGAGACUGGGGAAAAAGUUGAAGGAAGGAGGUGUUUUUCCAUUCAAUUUAGCCUCCUCCUUAUCUUCGCAUCAGGAUGAGAAAGGCAAAGGAAGUUUGCCUGCGUCAUCCCCCACAUCGGGUACGGCUCCCAGCACCCCGCGCGCCGAUGACGAAUUUCCUCCUGUGGCGGCAUCGCCUACCAAAAGUGCCACAAUUUCGACAAUGAGUCAUUCCAAAAAAGUGCUGCCAGUCACUGUGGCGGGUAUGAAUGCGUCUCGGUCAGACAUGCUCACGGUGAGCGUGGUGAAUGCGCGCGGCCUGUCUCUUCCACCUGGUCGUAUGAUGCUCCCUGUACAUGAACGACAGACUACACAGGGAACAAAAGCACAUGCUUCGCUACGCUCUCCCCAGAUAAGCUUGCCCUAUGUGGUCCUGGAAUUCGACAAGAAUGAAGUACUCAUUCUCGCCUCAGGCGGUGAUCUCGCGUCACCACAAUGGCAGUUCACGGCCAAUUUUGACGUUUCACGGAAGGUCGAAGUGACGCUACAUUUAUAUUUGCGCGCUGAGAUGGUCGAACCCGCUGAUAAGAUGCAUCAUGCCAUGCGGUCGUUAUCCUUACAUCCUGACAAGUCAGGCGCUUAUACCAAACCCGACCCGAUGAUGUUGAUGGGCGGUAACGAUGUAUAUCUUGGUAUGGCCAAACUGGUGCCGUCCUUUGAUCAGACACGUCCGCUCGAUACCUGGCUACCACUACAGGGUGGCACGGGUGAGAUACGCGUGCAGAUGGCAUUCAAGUCACAGGUCGGCACGUCGCUCAACAUUGAGUCGUUUGAGUUGCUCAAAGUGAUUGGUAAGGGAAGCUUCGGGAAAGUGAUGCAGGUCCGGAAGCGCGAUACAUCCCGUAUUUACGCAUUGAAGAUUAUAAGAAAAGCACAUAUUAUUUCACGUUCCGAAGUAACUCACACGCUUGCCGAGCGAACUGUAUUGGCUAAAGUCAAUUGCCCCUUCAUUGUGCCGCUCAAGUUCUCCUUCCAGAGCCCUGACAAGUUGUAUUUGGGACUGGCUUUCGUGAAUGGUGGUGAACUAUUCUUGCAUUUACAACGCGAGGGCCGCUUUAGUGAAGAACGCUCACGAUUCUACGCCGCGGAAUUGUUUUGUGCUUUGGAGCAUUUACACAGCUUCAACGUUAUUUAUCGUGACUUGAAACCCGAAAAUAUCCUUCUCGACUAUACCGGACACAUUGCGUUGUGUGACUUUGGUUUGUGUAAGCUCAAUAUGGGAGACAAAGAAACGACACACACGUUUUGUGGCACGCCUGAAUACCUAGCGCCCGAGCUCCUUUUGGGUCGUGGCUAUACCAAGGCCGUUGACUGGUGGACGUUGGGCGUGUUGCUGUACGAAAUGCUCACCGGUCUCCCUCCAUUUUAUUCCGAAGAUGUCAAUGAAAUGUACAGAAAAAUCUUAUAUGAUCCACUGGUGUUUCUCCCGGAUGUUCGUCCUGAUGCUCGCGACCUGCUUAGGCGCUUGCUGGAGCGUGAUGCUAGUAAGCGACUAGGCUCACCUCCGGGCGGAGCUAUGGAAAUAAAAAAUCAUCCUUUCUUCACAAAGCAUAUUGACUGGAGCAUGCUUUUGGCAAAAAAGGUCCGGCCGCCUUUUAAGCCCGGCGUGGCCUCCGCCUUCGAUACGUCGAACUUUGACCCCGAGUUUACCAGUGAACCAGCUAUGGACAGCGUCGUCGAUGACAGCCACAUGAUCAGUGAAGCAGUGCAGGAACAGUUCGCUGGGUUUAGUUACACGGCGGCACCUGAGAUGGCUAGUAGUGAUGGAUUAUGGCAAUAG